GCGCCGCCAGCUAAUCGGCUUCGGCGUUCCAACUUUCCUCGCAGAACUCAUCAAGCACGGCCGCGAGAGGAUAGGACAAACCAUCAAGGCCUCCGGCUCCCGGCUCUGCUCGUAUGCUGAACGAGUUGCUCUUUUAAUGGAUCGUUCCCGGAGCCCAGACAAAACCACCCAGCCUCCAACACCAACUGACACCAUCAACCUCGGACCUUCUGCUAACCCAAAUGCCAAGCCAACAGACUUUGACUUCCUGAAGGUUAUUGGCAAAGGAAGCUUUGGAAAAGUUCUCCUGGCCAAACGCAAGUGUGAUGGGACUUUUUAUGCUGUGAAAGUCUUGCAUAAGAAAACCAUCCUAAAGAAAAAAGAGCAAAACCACAUCAUGGCAGAGCGCAACGUGCUCCUGAAAAACGUCAAGCACCCCUUCCUUGUGGGACUCCAUUACUCCUUCCAGACUUCGGAGAAGCUUUACUUUGUGCUUGACUACGUAAAUGGGGGAGAGCUCUUCUUCCACUUGCAAAGGGAGCGCUGCUUCCGUGAACCCCGGGCCCGAUUCUAUGCUGCAGAAGUUGCCAGUGCAAUUGGGUACCUGCAUUCCUUAAACAUCAUCUACAGGGACUUAAAACCUGAGAACAUCCUCCUGGAUUGCCAGGGACAUAUAAUAUUGACAGACUUUGGACUCUGCAAAGAAGGAAUGGAGCAAGAGGAGACAACAACUACUUUUUGUGGCACUCCUGAGUACCUGGCUCCUGAGGUGCUGAAGAAGCAGCCCUAUGACAGGACAGUAGACUGGUGGUGCCUAGGAGCUGUCCUCUACGAAAUGCUGUUUGGACUGCCUCCUUUUUACAGCCGGGAUGUGUCUCAGAUGUAUGACAACAUUCUGAAGAAGCCACUCCAGAUUCAAGGAAGCAAGACUGUGGCAGCUUGUGACAUCCUCCAGGGACUUCUCCACAAGGACCAGAAGAGGAGGCUGGGUGCCAAGACAGACUUUCUUGAGAUAAAGAGCCACAUAUUCUUCAGCCCAAUAAACUGGGAUGACUUGUACCACAAGAGGAUCACUCCUCCCUUUAACCCCAAUGUGGCUGGUCCUGCUGAUCUGCGACACUUUGACCCAGAGUUCACCCAAGAAGCGAUCUCCACCUCCAUCACCCACACGCCUGACCUAGCAGCCAGCAGCUCCAGUGCCUCAGAUGCAUUUUUAGGAUUUUCUUAUGCACCAGCUGAAGAGGGCAUCUAGGUUUUACAAAGGCUUUGAGACGCCAGAUUUUAACUGAAUGGGUUUUAUGUUUGGGGGUGUGGUGUUUUUGUUUUUUUUUUAAAGGAUUGGUACUGUCCUUUUGCUUAUGGUUUAAGGAAAUUGGGACUAAUACACUCACUG
This is a messenger RNA of Opisthocomus hoazin, 1372 nucleotides long. RefSeq names its product serum/glucocorticoid regulated kinase 2 (gene SGK2). NCBI's taxonomy places the organism in Eukaryota, Metazoa, Chordata, Aves, Opisthocomiformes, Opisthocomidae. Gene Ontology annotation, molecular function: protein serine/threonine kinase activity; ATP binding. Gene Ontology annotation, biological process: protein phosphorylation. The record is from RefSeq and is a predicted model, not a curated record.